This is a messenger RNA of Vanessa atalanta (red admiral), 3587 nucleotides long. Its product is annotated as WD repeat domain phosphoinositide-interacting protein 2. Bases 228 to 1484 code for a protein of 418 amino acids. Gene Ontology annotation, biological process: protein localization to phagophore assembly site; nucleophagy; autophagy of mitochondrion. The record is from RefSeq and is a predicted model, not a curated record. Lineage: Eukaryota; Metazoa; Arthropoda; Insecta; Lepidoptera; Nymphalidae. Gene Ontology annotation, cellular component: extrinsic component of membrane; cytosol; phagophore assembly site membrane. The transcript is spliced from 8 exons. Gene Ontology annotation, molecular function: phosphatidylinositol-3,5-bisphosphate binding; protein binding; phosphatidylinositol-3-phosphate binding.
UGAUUACGAUUAGCGAAUGGAUGAUUUGAGUUGUGCAGGAGGGGGCUUGUUUUUAGCAGCAAGCAAGGUCGUUCUUUGUGUCAAAAAAUUCUACUUGUGACGAAUACUUAGUUUUUGUUAUUUACAAGGAGUGAGUGACUGUUUGUGCUCAGUAACAAAGGUCGUAGAGCGCGUAUGUCGUUAAUAGUAAUCAAUAUUUAAAGAAACUCGUAAUUUCGAACGUUCCAAUGAGUUUGGGAGGAGGUCACAGUACAGAGGGAACAAAUGCAGGAGGAAUAUUUGUCCAGUUUAAUCAAGAUUGCACGUCCCUAGUAGCAGGCAGUAGUAGUGGCUAUCAUUUGUUUGCACUGACUCCUGAUGAUGGAAUUGAAGAAAUAUAUGCAAGCCGGUCAGGCCAGGACACCUGUCUGGUGGAUCGACUCUUCAGCAGUUCCUUGGUCGCCAUUGUUACAGUUUCAGCUCCCAGGAAGCUAAUCGUGUGUCACUAUAAAAAAGGAACUGAAAUAUGCAAUUACAGUUACAGUAAUACGAUUCUCGCCGUUAAGCUGAACCGAUCCAGGCUGAUUGUAUGUUUAGAAGAGUCGCUUCACAUUCAUAACAUUCGUGAUAUGAAAAUUCUCCACACGAUCCGCGACACGCCGCCGAACCCGCGCGGACUGUGCGCGCUCUCUCCCUGCGUCGACCACUGCUACGUGGCCUACCCCGGCUCUAGCGCCGUUGGGGAGGUGCAGAUUUUCGAUGCCGUGCAUCUGAACGCUAAAUGCGUAAUCAGCGCGCACGACAGCCCACUGGCGGCGCUCGCGUGGUCCAUGUGCGGGCGACGCCUGGCCACCGCCUCCGAGCGGGGCACCGUCAUCCGCGUGUUCGCCGUGCCCGAGCGCACGCGACUCUACGAAUUCCGGCGCGGAGUGAAGCGCUGCGUAUCCAUAGCGUGCCUCGCCUUCAGUGCGUGUGGGGCUUACCUCGCGGCCACGUCCAACACGGAGACGGUCCACGUGUUCCGGUUGCAGGAGGGCGCAACGGGCGCCGUCGGCGCGGGUGCGGUAGUGGGCGCCGGCGAGGAGGGCAGCACCGGCGCCGGGCCCGCGGGCGCCGCCGAGGCCGGCUGGAUCGACUGGCUGUCGCAGGCGGUGUCGGCCGGCGCGGGGUACCUGCCCGCCCAGGUGGCCGACGUGCUCACGCAGGGUCGCGCCUUCGCCGCCGCCCGCCUGCCGCGCCCCGCGCGCCGUGCCGUCGCCGCCGUCACCAUCGUGGCGCGGACGGCGCGGCUGGUCGUGGCCACGUCAGACGGCGUCGUGUACGUGUACUCGCUGGACGCGCAGGAGGGCGGCGAGUGCGCCCUGCUGCGCACUCACCGCCUGCUGGAUGCCGGUACGCCCGCGCCUAUACACUCGCAAGAAGCCGCGGCGGGCUGCAGUUACGCGGGCGCGCUGCGCGGCCGGCUGCCGGACUCCAUGACAGGUACGAAUAUUUCCGAUGAGUAAAGUUCAUUCACAAUAGACACGUCGGCCGACACCGAGACUGACGCCAGGCUGGCCACAGGUAAGUGCGUCGACCGAUCCUCCGCGCUGUCGCUCGCUAACCGCUAACGUGUUCCGUCCCUACAUAUAUGUCACCUUCUUCCAAUUCGUUUGUACGUGACGUCAACUUAAACAAAUUGCUAACAAUCGAAUCGAGCGAAUUGAAAAGUAUUCGUAAUCGAUUUUAAUGUGUCAAAUUAUGAUUUAAAAAAAAUUGGUGCAAUUUGAAUUGGAAUAGCCAUAGCUUUCCCAUAUGUACUCGUUUUUUUUAAAUAGCUUUUGCUUUCUGAAUUAUUUGCCUUGUAUGUGAAGCGCCACUGCACUUAGUUUAGCGUAUGCACAGUAUAACAAUUAUGUCAAAGUAUUUGCAUGUUCACAAAAUAAUGGACGCAAAAUGCUAUUUACUUAUCAAGUGUUCGGUCAGCGCGAUUAUUUACCGUACUUUAUACGUAACUAAUCGAUCCAAUGAAGUAAACAACAAAAAAAGCUAUUAGUCUUCUACAUAUUGGCGUUAACAGAUAAUUAAAGCGAACACGCUACACAAAGUGAAGUGCCGCCACGAUUAUUUUUUGUACACAAAAGUUCCGUAGGUUCCGUAGUCACAUAGAUAUCGCGAAAUAUAUUUCUUCUAUGUAAUUAAACGUGUUAUUGGUUGACCUUAAUUCUCAAACAUAAGAUUAGAAACUUAUUUUACGAAAUUUAUUUAAUUUUUUUUCUAAAAUUUAGAUUGUUAUGCUGUCUAGAUAUAAAAACACGCAAGCACCUAAAAAUAACUUAAAUCAAAACAGAUAAGAGUCAAAUGCACGAAACAUGUCUCCAAAAAGUGAUAAUAUGAAAAUAGUAUUAACUUUUUUCAAAGAGUUCCUCGUAAACUCCUCGAAAAUCUCACUAUCAUCAUUGUCACUGGAGUGUUGCCUUGCUACAAUUUUUUUUAUAAAUAGUAUGAAAAACGAGCGUGUCAUAUUUACGAUAACGUCACGCGAGACUUUAUUUGAUGAUAUCAUUUUAAAUAUUAGAAUGUAUUUGUAGUUUUACUCGAAUACUGUUCAAUGGUACGUAAACUGAUGCUGAUGGUAUCAAGCCUAUUUUAAAUUAAAUCUGUUUUGACCUUAGAUCAUCUUUUUGAAUGAGGAAUCUAAAAACAAAUAUGUUCCAACAAUUUCGUUACACGUAUAAAAAACUUUGUCAUGAAAUGUGUUUUGCUUUGACUCUUUUUACAGAAAUAUAUAUUCUUGGCACUUGAUUCAAUGUGACUAACUUGAAGGUCAAGUCAUGAUGCAAUUACAUGUAUUUGAGUUUGACUUCGGAACUCUACUGAAACUAAGAUUAUCUCUAGUGAGCUUUUUAAAUUCAAUUAUUAGCCGAAUACAAGAAUAGUUUUAGGAGACUUGAGAAUCGAACACAUUAAAUAUAGACUUCGCACAGGUCUAAAUUUAGAAGUCGACCUGAGUGUGUCUUAUUUAUUAUAUUCACGCUCAACAAAUAACACCAAAACCGUUAUAGCACACAACUGUGCAUGUUUACAAUUGUGCUUUCUGUCUUGUUAAGACCAUUUACGAGAAUUUUACAUAAUCCAAAAUCCUAUUCAUUCAAAUUAUGCAACUUUGUGUAAUAUUACUUCAGAACAUAUAAUUUACGAUACACGUCUGGUUCGUAUUCAACAUAUGACUCGAGAAAGUUGUAUUUCAAGUGCACCAAUAUUAGAGAAAUACAAUAAAGUUCAUACUCAUACAAUUUUUUUAAUUCAAUAAAAACUUUAUACAUUUGUAUUAAGGUUUAAUUUUAUUUGCAAAUUAAAUUCUCCAUGGGCUGGCUCGUAAACUAGUCAGGUGAUUGACCUUUUCGCCCUCGUUACACGACGUCUAUUGAAUUGGUCAGAAUAACUGAAGAUGAAGUAAAAAUGACAGUACUGUAAUAUUAUUAUAUCGAUCGAUAUCGUUUCUGCUUCGUUUGAUGGCUCUACUGUGUUCAAUCCUUAAGGUUCCGUCGUGCAGAUAGUUAACAGUAUCAAAAGCUUUUUUCGUUGUUUUCAAUUGAAAUUUUUGGUGUAUAUUUUUUUUUAUAACC